AUGGCGUAUCUUCAUCCAGAAGACUUCCUGACUGAACUUCCAAUAAGCGACCAGUCAAAAUGGUUGCCAAUUAACUUUAAAGGAGACCAACGUUCUUCUUCAGAAAGAGUGGACCAGCAGAUCUCAGAACCUCCCAGCGGUCCGUCUGUCCAGCAGCAUCAGACACAGCUGGACUCCAUAUUUCUGCUGCUGGAGGACAACAUUGUCAUGUAUGUGAAGAACGAGCUGAAGAAGAUCCAGAGGGGUCUGAGUCCAGAUUACCCAGAAUCCCUAGAGCAUCUGUUGGAGGGUGAGGAUGAAGAGCAGAGGAGGAGCAGCAGAGAGGCGUUUGUGAAGAUCACAGUGAACUUCCUGAGGAGAAUGAAGCAGGAGGAUCUGGCUGAGCGUCUGCAGAGAAGUACUUUUGCUGCAGUUUGUAAAAAGCGGCUGAAGUCUAAGCUGAAGAAGAAGUCCCGGUGUGUGUUUGAGGGGAUUGUUAAAGCAGGAAACCCAACUCUUCUGAAGCAGAUCUACACAGAGCUCUACAUCACAGAGGGAGGGACUGGAGAGGUCAACGAUGAACAUGAAGUCAGACAGAUUGAAGCAGCUUCCAGGAAACCAGACAGAGCAGAAACAACCAUCAGACAGGAGGACAUCUUUAAACUCCCACCUGGAAGAGAUGAACCAAUCAGAACAGUGAUGACGAAGGGAGUGGCCGGCAUCGGGAAAACAGUCCUAACACAGAAGUUCACUCUGGACUGGGCUGAAGGCAAAGCCAACCAGGACAUCCAGUUACUGCUUCCAUUCACCUUCAGAGAGCUGAAUGUGCUGAAAGAGAGCAAGUUCAGCUUGGUGGAACUUGUUCAUCACUUCUUCACUGAAACCAGAGAAAUGUGCAGCUUUGAAGAAUUCCAGGUCGUGUUCAUCUUUGACGGUCUUGAUGAGAGUCGACUUCCUCUGGACAUCCACAGCAAUGAGGUCCUGACUGAUGUUACAGAGUCCACCUCAGUGGACGUGCUGCUGACAAACCUCAUCAGGGGGAACCUGCUUCCUUCUGCUCGUCUCUGGAUCACCACACGACCCGCAGCAGCCAAUCAGAUCCCUCCUGAGUGUGUCUCCAUGGUGACAGAAGUCAGAGGGUUCACUAACCCACAGAAGGAGGAAUACUUCAAGAAGAGGUUCAGAGAAGAGGAACAGACCACCAGGAUCAUCUCCCACAUCAAGACAUCACGAAGCCUCCACAUCAUGUGCCACAUCCCAAUCUUCUGCUGGAUCACUGCUACGGUCCUGGAGAAAGUCCUGGAAACCAGAGAGGGAGGGAAGCUGCCCAAGACCCUGACUGAGAUGUACAUCCACUUCCUGGUGGUCCAGGCCAAACUGAAGAAGGUCAAGUAUGAUGGAGGAGCUGAGACGGAUCCACACUGGAGUCCAGAGAGCAGGAAGAUGGUGGAGUCUCUGGGAAAACUGGCUUUUGAGCAGCUGCAGAAAGGAAACCUGAUAUUCUAUGAACCAGACCUGAGAGAGUGUGGCAUCGAUGUCAGAGAGGCUUCAGUGUACUCAGGAGUGUUCACCCAGAUCUUUAGAGAGGAGAGCAGCCUCUACCAGGACCAGGUCUUCUGCUUCAUCCACCUGAGUGUUCAGGAGUUUCUGGCUGCUCUUCAUGUCCAUCAGACCUUCAUCAAGUCUGGAGUCAACCUGCUGGAGGAACAAAGAAACACCUCCUGGUGGUUUAAAACAAGAGCAGAGACUAAGCUUUAUCAAAGUGCUGUGGACAAUGCCUUACAGAGUCCAAACGGACACCUGGACUUGUUCCUCCGCUUCCUCCUGGGUCUUUCACUGGAGACCAAUCAGACUCUCCUACGUGGUCUGCUGGAACCAAAACAAAGAAGUUCACAGAACAAUCAGGAAACAGUUGAAUACAUCAAGAAGAAGAUCAGUGAGGAUCUGUCUGCAGAGAAAAGCAUCAACCUGUUCCACUGUCUGAAUGAACUGAACAAUGGUUCUCUGGUGGAGGAGGUCCAACGGUCCCUGAGGUCAGGACUUCUCUCCACAGGUAAACUGUCUCCUGCUCAGUGGUCGGCUCUGGUCUUCAUCUUACUGUCAUCAGAAGAUCUGGAGGUGUUUGACCUGAAGGAAUACUCAGCUUCAGAGGAGGUUCUACGGAGGCUGCUGCCGGUGGUCAAAGCCUCCAAGAAAGUUGUGUUGAGUGGCUGUAACCUAUCAAAGCACAUCUGUGCAGAUCUGUCCUCAGUUCUCAGCUCUCAGUCCUCCAGUCUGACAGAACUGGACCUGAGUAACAACCACCUGCAGGAUUCAGGACUGAAGAAGCUGUGUCCUGGACUGGAGAGUCCACACUGUCACCUGGAGUCUCUCAGGCUGUCAGGCUGUCUGAUCUCAGAGGAAGGCUGUGCUUCUCUGGUCUCAGCUCUGAGCUCCAACCCCUCCCACCUGAGAGAGCUGGACCUGAGCUACAACCAUCCAGGAGAGUCAGCAGUGAAGCUUUUGUCUGCUGGACUGGAGGAUCCCCGCUGGAGACUGGACACUCUCAGCCACACCAAGGCUAUCUCCCUGCAGCACCAGUGCCAGGCAGUCGAGCAUCUUCACAGCCUCAGCACCAAAGCAACCCCCCUGCAGCACUGGUUCCAAGCAGUGACCAGCACAACAUAA
Molecule: messenger RNA, 2646 nt
Organism: Cololabis saira (Pacific saury)
Lineage: Eukaryota; Metazoa; Chordata; Actinopteri; Beloniformes; Belonidae
Product: NLR family CARD domain-containing protein 3-like
Exons: 8
Coding region: 1-2646 (881 amino acids)
Molecular function (GO): protein binding
Source: RefSeq, a predicted model, not a curated record